AUUUCAUCAGUGUCACACAUGCUUCUUCUUUUCUAACAUAAAAAACAUAUAAAUUUUAUGCUUUGGCAGGUUACCAAAUCAUUCUGUUCCUCUUCAAAUAUAUGUUGAGGAAACGAGUGCACUAGCACCUAUCUGUCUUCCAAGCACGGUGCUGUACUCAUCUUGUUCAAAUCUGAAAUCUGCAUCAAUUUUUCCCCACUUUAUCAGGUUCAUUUAAGCUUUUCAAAAGAAUCCCAGUUUUUCCCUCCUAUCACUUGACUGGUUGAGUCAGUUUGAAGACGAUCUUCAUGGUCAAAACCAGGAGGAUCAUCACCACCCUCCUAAGGCUUCUAGCCUUAGGUGCAACUCUUUCUGCAACAGUUGUCAUGGUUACUAGCCAUGACUCUGCCGACGUUUUGAACUUGAAAUUCUCUGCAAAAUAUACCAACUCCCCUACAUUCAAGUUUUAUGUGAUUGCUGAGGCAAUUGCAACUGGCUACAGCCUUAUAGUUCUCUUUCUCUCUUCAAAGAGUUUGGUUUGGCGCCUGAUUGUGAUCCUAGACGUGGUCAUAGCAAUGCUACUAACCUCAAGCAUCUCAGCUGCCUUGGCAAUAGCUCAGAUUGGCAAGAAGGGGAACAGUCAUGCAGGUUGGCUGCCCAUUUGCGGACAAGUUCCAAAAUUCUGCGACCAUGUCACUGGAGCCCUUAUAGCAGGUUUCGUCGCGGCAAUAGUUUACUUGGUGCUCAAUCUGUAUUCUCUUCAUGCUGUCCUCAGUCCCCUAUUUCCUGUCAAACCUUAGGCAGACAGAUCGUAAUAUGGUGUUUAAGCGUUUUCUGCUAUGUUCUCUUGUUUCUUGCUUUGUCUUUUUAUUAUUAUUUUAAUGCAUUAGUACGUUUAUGAUUCGAAGAAAUUGGAGAUUUGAACUUGAGGAUUUAUGUAGCGAUCACUUCUCCAAUAAAUUAUGUUUUUAACGGUUA
This is a messenger RNA of Theobroma cacao (cacao), 957 nucleotides long. Its product is annotated as CASP-like protein 1C1. NCBI's taxonomy places the organism in Eukaryota, Viridiplantae, Streptophyta, Magnoliopsida, Malvales, Malvaceae. The record is from RefSeq and is a predicted model, not a curated record.